GCAGAGGUAAGACGGAGGAGACAAAGUCUCAUGCUGGGUUUGUGUUCACUGACUGAUAUAAACCAAUUUUCUUAAGGCUGAAAGACAUGACUCUGAAGCAGCAGCAACAAGCCAAGAAGUUCGCUCUGCAGGACCUCCUGAGCAAGUCUGUGCUGGAAAGGAGCCCCCGAUACCAACUGCAGAAAACUGCCAGCAUCAACAUUUUCGCACUGCAAGAAAUGAGCGAUGACUUCUACCUGCCCUCCAUCAGCACAAGCCAUUCAGAAGUGUACCUUGAUGACAGGUACUGCCACCUCAGUCGGUCAUCUCCAUACCUUCUUGGAUCAGCGUGCAUCUCUGAAGCUCCCCGCAGGUCAUCUCAGCACAGAAGCAACCAACUGCCACACCUAAACAAAGAUCAACAGAAAUUCCUCAAAAGACCAAAGCAAUCAAAUGUGAGGCUCACAAUGGCCUACCUGGGGCAAGGGGCUUUGGCAGAAUGCCGGGAUGAACUCCGAGUGUUCCAGCAGAUAUGUGGCGGAGAGAACCUCUGCGUGUACAAAGGGUAUUUGUCUCCAGGAGAUCAGUUCCACUUUGUUUCCAGGCGCCACCUGGGAUUCCCCUUCAGCGCCACGCUUUUCAUCAACGGCAUCAUGGCAACUCGAAUCAGCUGCUGCUGUGAAUACAGAUAUAACAUUGGCUACCAGCAGGGCAAGCGUGGCUGCUUCCGGCUCAUGCACCUGAGUGGUGGGAAACCUUGUUACAGAUGUGCAGGAUUCAAGAGCCUAAAAAAUACAUCAGGCAGAAGGACAUUUGAGAAUGGGAGCCUAGGAUGCUGUGAAUCCCACCCCGUUGUAGAGGAUCAGCGCUGUGAAAAAGAUUUCAAUCAGGACACAUCACUUCCAGGAACUGCAAAAGAAGUCAGCUCCAAAGCAGCAGAGGCCCAAGAACAGCCUGACGGUAAUGACAGCUCAUACGCCUCAUCUCCACUCUUCAUUCCCAGGUACAAAGUUAACAGACAAAGGCCGCUUUUAAAAUACGACCAGCCAGAUGCAGCAAGCGCGUCGUCAGACAGUGAAGCCUCAGAGAGAGAAAACCGCUGGAGACCAAAGAGAGGGAGGAAGUGUCCACGGGCAGCUCCUCAAAAAGGCAACGAGGCGACACAACAAAAAGAACAACAGCUGGAAUAUCAAGACCUGAAAUUCUCCCAGAAAACAUCAAACGGCAACCAAAGUGGGGCACCCUUACAUCCGGAUCAUAAAAAACACUUCAGGAAAAAGAAACGCAACCGAACAGAAACGAAAAAGGAUGUGGCGUCAGAAACAGCAGCACCACAAAAUGGCAAGUGA
Molecule: messenger RNA, 1328 nt
Organism: Polypterus senegalus (gray bichir)
Lineage: Eukaryota; Metazoa; Chordata; Cladistia; Polypteriformes; Polypteridae
Product: glutamate-rich protein 3
Exons: 8
Coding region: 87-1328 (413 amino acids)
Source: RefSeq, a predicted model, not a curated record